Molecule: messenger RNA, 2891 nt
Organism: Sinocyclocheilus grahami
Lineage: Eukaryota; Metazoa; Chordata; Actinopteri; Cypriniformes; Cyprinidae
Product: MHC class II regulatory factor RFX1-like
Exons: 16
Coding region: 214-2460 (748 amino acids)
Biological process (GO): regulation of transcription by RNA polymerase II
Cellular component (GO): nucleus
Molecular function (GO): DNA-binding transcription factor activity, RNA polymerase II-specific; RNA polymerase II cis-regulatory region sequence-specific DNA binding
Source: RefSeq, a predicted model, not a curated record
CAACCGCCGCUGAGCAAGAGGGCGGUGCUUAGACGGGUGGGUAGCAACAGUUGCCCCGGUGCGGACGAGGCGCCAUAGUCACGGUAGUCGUGGCGACAAGAACCCAGCAACGAGAAUCAACAACAACAAUUUGAACCAUUAAGAAAAUAAAACUCCGCGCCAAACUAAGAUCAUCCGGCGGGAAGCGACAGGGGGAUUUGGGCUGUUGUCGUCAUGGCAACUUCAGGCUACCCCGCUGAGGAGCUUCCGCCCUCCCAAUCACAAGGGGGCAACGUCACGACGGCCUCGUCGACCUCGUCAACCCAGCAGAAAGCCACUUCCACCACCACCUCAUCCCAGUUCCUCUCCGACAUCCAGAGCUCGCCGGGAUCCGCUCCUGCGCAGACGGCCUCUAUCAUAAGAGUGCAGGCCACGCCCCCUGUCACUCAAAAGAAAGCUGUUCUGGCCACGCCCCCUCAAGGAGUCGUGACAGCAGCGCAGUAUGAGGCAGGAGAGAUACAAAGCUCCGCCUCCCAGUACAUAGUGGUGACCGUCACCGAGGACUCACUUCACUCCAAUGACUCUGAAUCGAAUUCUCCUCCCGCGGGACAGACUGGCGUUCCCACACAGGUAGUGCAACAGGUGCAGACAGCACAGCAGAGGUCCGUGGUUCAGGCCACAACCAAGAGUCAAAGUGGACAACUGGGGGUCAGUAAUCUACACAUCACACCUGAGGUUCCUGUACAGCAUGUUUACCCGAGCCAGUUUGUGGAGGGAGACGCCAACUACAACAAUACUGCAAUUCGUUCCAGUAGUUACCAGUUCACAGACCCCUCCCUCUACUCCCAGGCCACGCCCUCUGUCACUUACUAUGAGACCUCGCCCACCACCGGCUCACAGGUCACGUCCCCCGCCAGCACUCAGCCUGUGUCUGUGACAUCCGGGAUGGGCACAGGGGUGGUCUCCAUGUUCUCAGAGGGCAGUUCGGGGAUCACCGUGGUGGCUGGCGGGUCCUCGUCAGGAGUGGGCGGGUCAGGGGGCGUGGUCACCAGCGGAGGGGUGGGGGGUUAUGUGAUUCAGGGCGGGUACAUGUUUGGUGGAGCCGGUGGAGGGAACCAAAAUUUCUCACACAACACGCGCGCAUCACCCGCGACUGUGCAGUGGCUGAUGGAUAACUACGAGACAGCUGAAGGUGUGAGUCUUCCUCGCUGUACCCUCUACUGUCAUUACCUCCUGCACUGCCAGCAGACCAAGCUGGAACCCGUGAACGCCGCCUCCUUUGGCAAACUCAUCCGCUCCGUGUUCAUGGGCCUCCGGACCAGACGUCUCGGCACCAGAGGGAACUCUAAGUACCAUUACUAUGGCCUUCGAAUCAAGAGCAACUCCCCCCUGCACAGACUGGUGGAGGACCAGCAACACCUGGCCAUGAGACAACAGCCGUACUCACAGAAACAGAGGAUAAAGCCUGUUCAUAAGCUGGAGGGACUGACCAAUGGAAUGGGCCUGGGGGUGGGGCAUCUACAAGGGGCGGGGCUAUCCGACAUCAGCGCCCAGGUUCACCAGUAUCAGCAGUUUUUAGAUGCGUCUCGCAGUCUGCCGGAGUUCCCUGAGCUCAAAGAUGAGGGUAAACCUCUGCCAGAUGGACUCCAUCCUCAACACGUACACACAUAUCAGCUGAUCUACAGAGAGCACUGUGAGGCGAUUCUGGACGUGAUGGUAAACCUGCAGUUCCCUCUUGUGGAGACGCUUUGGAAGAGUUUCUGGAGGUUCAGUGAAGGACAAAGCAGCGACACGGAUACACUCGACCUUCAUGAUGAAUCAGAGAAGCGUUUGCCCAAGUUGGUUCUGGUUCUGUUGUGUAAAUAUGAGCCCGUCCUCAACUGGGCUCGCGAAUGCGACAAUUUACUGUACCAAAGCCUAGUGGAGAUCCUCAUCCCUGAUGUCCUGAGACCAAUCCCCAGUGAGUUCUCACAACUCUACAUAUAUCUCUAUACACGCAGCUGCGUUCAAGGUGACCCGAGUUCGAUUCCCAUCUCCAGGUCCUUUGCCUAUCCCACCCCCCUCUCUCCACUCAAUGCUAUCCUGUCUGUCUUUAGUUGUUAUAUCGCCAUAAUCUCACAGUGUUUGUGUGUGUUUUGUAGUUCUGUGGUGAUCAGAGAUCUGACCCUGCGCAGUGCCGCCAGUUUCGGCUCGUUUCAUCUGAUCAGACUGCUGUAUGACGAGUACAUGUAUUACCUGAUCGAGCACAGAGUCGCACAGGCCAAAGGAGAGACGCCCAUCUCUGUCAUGGGAGAGUUCGCCUGUCUCAACAGAAGUCAAAGGUCAAUGGAUCCUGAUAAAGAUGAGGAGGAUGAGGAGGAGGACGAUGAGACCGAUGAGGAUCAGGACAUGGCUGUUCCUGGGGUUGUGGGGGAGGAGUCACUGGAGCCGCCCUCCAAACUCGCCCGAACGGAGCUCUACAACAGCAACACACCAAACUAACUUCAGCCUCUCGGACUGACGUUCAUUCACACUGACACUGUCAGUCUGUGCAAACAAGGACUCUGUAUGCUGAGCUCAUUUCCCUGGGAGCCAGUUUGGGAUCGAAAUACAAUCUUCAGUUUUGUUCAUUAUUAGGGGAAGUUCAGUUUCAGUUAAUUUCCUGGAAACACAGAGAAACUGAGCGAUCGUUUGAGUUUCCUGAGGUGAAUCAGCCCUCAGAGCUGCUGAAUGAUCUAACGAAGCUUUUCUAGAAAACGGUAACAUUCAUAUGCCUUAAGUAAGUGCACAAACACACACACACACAUUUUCAUUGCCUUCCCUUUGCAAAUCAAAGCUACCAUGUGUGUCGUGUCUCGACUCUUAAAGUUACAGUUCACCCAAAAUUAAAACCAUUUGCCCUCAAGUCAUUCCAAAGUCAUCUAUCUCCAAAA